This is a messenger RNA of Parnassius apollo (apollo), 942 nucleotides long. The record is from the annotation of a GenBank genome assembly. Lineage: Eukaryota; Metazoa; Arthropoda; Insecta; Lepidoptera; Papilionidae.
UUGAGCUCACGAGUCAACACGUCCUCAGAAACCGACGAAAUGGCGCUAAUACUACAGUAUAUAAAUGAUAUGCACGUUUUCAUGGACAAACAUGGAGAUCCUCGGACUAAUAAUUGGUUCCUGAUGAGUUCUCCAUUUCCAACAUUAUUAAUUUGUUUGAGUUAUGUCUUUCUAGUCAAGGUUUUAGGACCCCGAUUUAUGGAAAAUAGAAAACCAUAUGAAUUAAAAAAUGUUUUAAUAAUAUACAAUUUUCUACAAGUAAUAUUCAGUGCAUGGUUAUUCUAUGAGAGCUUGAUGGGGGGCUGGCUGAAGCAUUACAGCUUAAGAUGCCAACCGGUGGACUACUCUGACAGUCCUGUAGCCACUAGAAUUGGGGCCGCUGGCUGGUUCACAGGCAGGUAUAACUUUCACUGUCAGCCGGUCGACCACUCCAAACAUCCACAAACAAUAAGGAUGGUACAUGCUUGUUGGUGGUAUUAUUUCUCAAAAUUUACGGAAUUUUUUGAUACGAUCUUCUUUGUUUUAAGAAAGAAAUUUGAUCAUGUAUCAACAUUGCAUGUCAUCCACCACGGAGUCAUGCCAAUGUCUGUGUGGUUUGGAGUUAAAUUCACUCCUGGAGGUCACUCUACGUUCUUCGGGUUGCUGAAUACCUUCGUACAUAUAAUCAUGUACACAUACUACAUGUUGGCAGCAAUGGGACCUCAAAUGAGAAAGUUUUUGUGGUGGAAGAAAUAUCUCACAACACUACAAAUGGUGCAAUUCAUCGGCAUCAUGAUUCACGCAUUCCAGUUGUUGUUCAUUGAGUGCGACUACCCGCGCGCAUUUGUAUGGUGGAUCGGAAUGCACGCUGUCAUGUUCUUCUUCCUCUUCAAAGACUUUUACAAUCAGUCAUACUCGAAACCUAAGUCGGAAAUGAAACGAAAUAAAAAUCGUAAUGGGUGA